Messenger RNA from Pyrus x bretschneideri (Chinese white pear), 5694 nucleotides. RefSeq names its product brefeldin A-inhibited guanine nucleotide-exchange protein 2. Gene Ontology annotation, molecular function: guanyl-nucleotide exchange factor activity. The record is from RefSeq and is a predicted model, not a curated record. The transcript has 11 exons. Bases 134 to 5455 code for a protein of 1773 amino acids. NCBI's taxonomy places the organism in Eukaryota, Viridiplantae, Streptophyta, Magnoliopsida, Rosales, Rosaceae. Gene Ontology annotation, cellular component: trans-Golgi network. Gene Ontology annotation, biological process: regulation of ARF protein signal transduction.
UCUCUAUGCCACUGACUCAACCCGCUCACCGAGUCACGAACCGUCCCCGCCCGGCACCGCAGUCCACCGUCGCAAGACGCUAGCCAUUUCUCCAGAUCCGGCUCACUGAGUCACACUCGCAGCAAGCUCGGGAAUGGCUUCUUCGGAAGCCGAUUCCCGUCUGAGGCAGGUGGUGUCCCCAGCCCUCGAUAAGAUCAUCAAGAACGCCUCGUGGCGGAAGCACGCCAAGCUCGCCAGCGAAUGCAAAGCCGUGCUCGAGCGGCUCAGCAAGUCUAAACCCGACCCGAAUUCCGACUCUGACAACUCCGGCCCGGGACCUCUCCACGACGGAGGCUCCGAAGAGUACUCGCUCGCCGACUCCGAGUCCAUUCUCAGCCCCGUAAUCAACGCCGCCGGCUCCGGCGUAUUGAAGAUCGCCGAUCCGGCCGUCGAUUGCAUCCAGAAGCUAAUCGCCCAUGGAUAUUUGCGCGGCGAGGCUGACGCAUCCGGGGGUGCCGCGGAAGCGAAGUUGCUCACGAAAUUGAUCGAGUCUGUGUGCAAAUGCCACGAUUUGGGGGACGAUCAGAUGGAGCUGCUGGUGUUGAAGACCCUGUUAUCGGCAGUGACGUCGAUAUCGCUGCGAAUUCACGGAGAUUGCUUGCUGCAGAUAGUGAGGACUUGCUACGACAUCUAUUUGGGGAGUAAGAAUGUCGUUAAUCAGACGACGGCGAAGGCGUCGCUGAUCCAGAUGCUGGUGAUUGUGUUCAGAAGAAUGGAGGCUGACUCGUCGACGGUUCCUAUUCACCCGAUCGUGGUGGCUGAGCUGAUGGAUCCGAUUGAGAAAGCCGACGCCGACGGCUCAAUGACAAUGUUCGUUCAGGGGUUUAUCACCAAGAUUAUGUCCGACAUUGAUGGAGUUUUGAACCCUUCGACACCUACUAAGGUGUCACUGCGAGGGCACGACGGGGCCUUCGAGACCACCACAGUGGAGACCACGAACCCUGCCGAUUUGCUGGAUUCGACUGAUAAGGACAUGUUGGAUGCCAAGUACUGGGAGAUUAGCAUGUACAAGACGGCAUUGGAGGGCCGAAAAGGCGAAUUGGCUGACGGAGAAGUGGAGAGAGAUGAGGAUUUGGAGGUUCGGAUUGGGAAUAAGUUGAGAAGAGAUGCGUUUUUGGUGUUUAGAGCUCUGUGUAAGCUGUCUAUGAAGACUCCGCCAAAAGAGGCAUUAGCGGAUCCGGAGUUGAUGAAGGGAAAAAUUGUUGCAUUGGAGCUUUUGAAGAUUUUGUUAGAGAAUGCCGGUGCCGUCUUUAGGACCAGUGAAAGGUUUUUAGGUGCGAUUAAGCAAUAUUUAUGUCUAUCACUGUUAAAGAACAGUGCUUCAACUCUUAUGAUAGUUUUUCAGCUAUCUUGCUCCAUCUUCAUUAGUCUGGUGUCAAGAUUUAGAGCUGGACUGAAAGCAGAAAUUGGAGUAUUUUUUCCCAUGAUUGUUCUCAGAGUUUUGGAAAAUGUCGCACAACCCAAUUUUCAGCAAAAGAUGAUAGUACUUCGGUUUCUUGAGAAGCUGUGUGUUGAUUCCCAGAUCUUGGUAGACAUAUUUAUCAAUUAUGAUUGUGAUGUCAGUUCAUCGAACAUAUUUGAAAGGAUGGUAAAUGGCCUACUUAAAACUGCUCAAGGUGUCCCUCCUGGUGUUGCCACCACAUUAUUACCACCUCAGGAGGCAACUAUGAAACUCGAAGCUAUGAAGUGCUUAGUUGGUGUUUUGAGGUCAAUCGGAGAUUGGAUGAACAAACAAUUGCGCAUUCCAGAUCCUCAUUCUAACAAGAGAUUUGAGCCAACUGAGAAUAGUCCUGAACCAGGAGGUCUUCCCUUGGCAAAUGGGAACAGUGAGGAGCCUGUUGAUGGGUCAGACACUCAUUCUGAAGCCUCCAGUGAGGCCUCUGAUGCUCUGACAAUUGAACAACGCCGAGCUUACAAGCUGGAACUUCAGGAAGGUAUAUCUCUUUUUAAUCGGAAACCUAAAAAAGGAAUUGAGUUUCUUAUUAAUGCAAACAAGGUGGGUAGUUCACCUGAGGAGAUAGCUGCUUUUCUCAAAAAUGCAUCUGGUUUGAACAAGACUUUGAUUGGGGAUUACCUUGGAGAAAGAGAAGAUUUAUCGCUAAAAGUAAUGCAUGCUUAUGUGGAUUCCUUUGAAUUUCACGGCUUGGAGUUUGAUGAGGCCAUCAGGGCAUUUCUUCAAGGCUUUAGGUUGCCUGGUGAGGCACAGAAGAUCGAUAGAAUAAUGGAAAAGUUUGCAGAACGCUAUUGCAAGUGUAAUUCAAAGGCUUUUACUAGUGCUGACACAGCCUAUGUCCUUGCUUAUUCCGUGAUAAUGCUCAACACUGAUGCUCAUAACCCUAUGGUGAAGAACAAGAUGUCAGCUGAUGAUUUUAUAAGAAACAAUCGCGGCAUAGAUGAUGGAAAAGAUCUACCUGAGGAGUACUUGAGGUCAUUGUUUGAACGAAUAUCAAGAAAUGAGAUUAAAAUGAAAGAAUAUGAAUUGGCUCCUCAAAUACAGUCGGUGAACCCAAACCGGCUUUUGGGCUUGGAUAGUAUCUUGAAUAUUGUGAUCCGUAAACGGGGGGAAGGAAAUCAAUUGGAGACCAGUGAUGAUCUUAUCAAGCAUAUGCAAGAACAAUUUAAAGAAAAAGCUCGCAAAUCUGAGUCAGUUUAUUAUGCUGCAACAGAUGUGAUAAUUCUUAGAUUCAUGGUUGAGGUAUGCUGGGCCCCUAUGCUGGCUGCCUUCAGUGUUCCACUUGAUCAAAGUGACGAUGAAGUAGUUAUUUCACUGUGUCUGGAAGGCUUUCGUCAUGCCAUUCAUGUUACUGCUGUAAUGUCCAUGAAGACCCAUAGAGACGCUUUUGUGACUUCACUAGCAAAGUUUACUUCUCUCCACUCUCCUGCCGAUAUCAAGCAGAAGAAUAUUGACGCAAUUAAGGCAAUAGUGACAAUUGCAGAUGAAGAUGGAAACUACCUACAAGAAGCUUGGGAACAUAUUUUGACUUGUGUUUCCCGGUUUGAACAUCUACAUCUCUUGGGAGAGGGUGCUCCUCCAGAUGCUACGUUCUUUGCCUUUCCUCAGAGUGAGUCAGAAAAAACAAAACAGACUAAGUCCACUAUCCUUCCUGUUUUAAAAAAGAAGGGGCAAGGAAGGAUGCAGUAUGCAGCUGCUGCUGUGUUGCGAGGUUCAUAUGAUAGUGCUGGUAUUGGUGGGAAUGCUUCUGGGGCUGUCACAUCAGAACAGAUGAACAAUUUGGUUUCUAAUUUAAACAUGCUAGAACAAGUUGGUGAGGUGAGCCGCAUAUUCACACGGAGUCAGAAACUAAACAGUGAGGCGAUUGUGGACUUUGUUAAAGCACUUUGCAAGGUCUCUAUGGAAGAAUUGCGAUCGGCAUCUGAUCCUCGGGUUUUCAGCCUUACAAAGAUUGUUGAGAUUGCGCAUUAUAAUAUGAACCGCAUCAGGCUUGUCUGGUCUAGCAUCUGGCAUGUGCUUUCUAAUUUCUUUGUGACAAUUGGCUGUUCUGAAAACCUGUCAAUCGCCAUUUUCGCUAUGGAUUCUCUUCGCCAGUUGUCAAUGAAAUUCUUGGACCGAGAAGAGUUGGCUAAUUAUAAUUUUCAGAAUGAGUUCAUGAAACCUUUUGUCAUUGUUAUGCGUAAAAGCAGUGCAGUUGAAAUACGUGAAUUAAUCAUCAGAUGUGUCUCACAAAUGGUAUUAUCUCGUGUCAACAAUGUCAAAUCUGGAUGGAAGAGCAUGUUCAUGGUAUUCACUACUGCAGCUUAUGACGACCACAAAAACAUUGUACUCUUGGCCUUUGAAAUAAUUGAGAAGAUUAUUCGAGACUAUUUUCCGUACAUAACUGAGACUGAAACCACUACCUUUACUGAUUGCGUGAAUUGCCUAAUUGCAUUUACGAAUAGUAGAUUCAACAAGGACAUUAGCCUCAAUGCUAUUGCUUUUCUUCAAUUCUGUGCUACAAAACUUGCAGAUGGAGGUCUUGGUUCCUCAUCAAAAAAUAAGGACAAGGAAGCUUCUGGAAAAAUCUCGCCAUCUUCACCUCAAGCCUGGAAAGAUGGAAAACAAGAAAAUGGUGAAAUGCCAGAUAAGGAUGACCAUAUCUAUUUCUGGUUCCCUUUAUUGGCUGGUUUAUCCGAGCUUAGCUUUGACCCUAGGCCUGAAAUCAGGAGGAGUGCCCUACAAGUUCUGUUUGAAACUUUACGUAACCAUGGUCACCUUUUCUCACUACCUUUGUGGGAAAGGGUGUUUGAAUCAGUGCUAUUUCCAAUAUUUGACUAUGUGCGGCAUGCUAUCGAUCCAUCCGGGGAAGGUUCACCAGGGCAAGGGACUGAUGGUGAUGUGGGUGAUCUUGAUCAAGAUGCCUGGCUCUAUGAGACAUGCACAUUGGCACUUCAAUUAGUUGUUGAUCUCUUUGUCAAAUUUUAUAACACUGUCAAUCCGCUAUUGAAGAAAGUUUUGGUGCUUCUAGUCAGUUUUAUUCGACGACCACACCAAAGCUUAGCUGGUAUUGGUAUUGCUGCAUUUGUGCGAUUGAUGAGCAAUGCAGGGGAUCUCUAUUCUCAUGAAAAGUGGCUAGAAGUGGUUUCAUCAUUAAAAGAAGCAGCCAAUUCAACGCUUCCUGAUUUCUCUUUCCUUAGUGGAGAUGGCAUCAUUAGAAGCCAUGAACAUGCUUUGAGCAGAGAAGAGAAUGGAGAGUCCACCGUGUCUGGCAGGAGUGAUGAGGAUUCAGAGAUACUGAGGACAAACCACAUGUAUGCUGGAAUAUCUGACGUCAAGUGCCGAGCUGCUGUUCAACUUUUAUUGAUUCAGGCGGUGAUGGAGAUUUACACCAUGUAUCGCUCUCACCUUUCCGCGAGAAACACAUUAGUCCUUUUUGAUGCUUUGCACGAUGUUGCAUCUCACGCUCACAAGAUUAACACCGAUGCCACUUUAAGAGCAAGGUUACAAGAAUUUGGUGCCGUGACCCAAAUGCAAGACCCUCCACUGUUGCGCAUCGAGAAUGAAUCUUACCAAAUAUGCCUUACAUUCCUACAGAACCUUGUAGAGGAUAGCCCAGCAGGUUACAAUGAAGUGGAGGUGGAGUCCUGCAUCGUGGACCUCUGCAGAGAGGUUUUACAGUUCUAUAUUGAAGCUGCUAGCUCUGGAAAGGUAUCUGAAUCAUCCAAAGGGCAGCAGCUCCAGUGGCUAAUUCCUCUAGGUUCUGGGAGACGAAGAGAAUUGGCCCAACGUGCCCCGCUUAUAGUGGCAACUCUCCAGACUAUCUGUAGUUUGGGAGAGUCCUCAUUUGAAAACAACUUGUCUCAGUUCUUCCCCCUCCUUUCCAGCUUGAUAAGUUGUGAACACGGUUCGAAUGAGGUCCAGAUUGCCCUCGGUGACAUGCUCAGCUCAUCUUUGGGGCCUGUGUUGCUUCGGUCGUGUUGAGCAGGUGAGAUAGGACCGCGCAAUUUGAGAUGUAUGAUAAUUUUAUCCUAAGUCUUCGUAGUCUUCAUUUUCGUAUUCUUUUUUAUUCGUUAUUGGAAAUAUAGUUUGAUAGUGUUAUGAAGAGUUAGUAGCAAUGCUUUGAAUUUGAUUGACUAGUGCUUCUAAACCUUCUGUAGUCUCAUAUGAGAUUAUAGCUCCAUUUAGAAUUUAUACAUCUCUUCCGGAGUUUUGAUGUUGUA